Daucus carota subsp. sativus is the source of this 494-nucleotide messenger RNA. Its product is annotated as defensin-like protein 2. The transcript has 2 exons. Gene Ontology annotation, biological process: defense response. Lineage: Eukaryota; Viridiplantae; Streptophyta; Magnoliopsida; Apiales; Apiaceae. The record is from RefSeq and is a predicted model, not a curated record. The coding region runs from base 95 to 322 and encodes 75 amino acids.
AACCCACUAUAUAAGCACACAACCAGUGACACUGAGUAAGCAGCAUUCUCCUCUAUAUACACAUUUUCCCCUCUCGAAUUCGCUUUAUAAUACAAUGGCUCUUUCCCUGCGUCUAUUUUCGGCUCUUUUCAUGGCGGUGAUGCUCCUCAUGGCCAACGGAAUGGGAAUCGCAGAGGGCAGGACAUGUGAGUCCCAGAGCCACAAGUUCAAGGGAACAUGCGUGAGCCGGAGCAACUGUGCUAACGUUUGCAAGAACGAGGGCUUUCCCGGUGGCCACUGCAGAGGUUUCCGCCGUCGCUGUUUCUGCAUCAAACAUUGUUAACUUGAUUUGAGGAGCUAAGAGAGUAUGCUCGCAUGCACUUGAUUUUCCUGCUUGUUUACUGUAAUAAUGAGUUUUGUUCAAGGUUGUGUAAUUUGGGCUGUCAGCUCUACAAGUGUGUUUUAUGUUUGUAACUUUGAUUGAACUCUGGAGUUUCCAAGAAUUUACUUCUCUA